Salvia miltiorrhiza (redroot sage) is the source of this 2579-nucleotide messenger RNA. Its product is annotated as probable receptor-like protein kinase At1g49730. The record is from RefSeq and is a predicted model, not a curated record. The coding region runs from base 290 to 2305 and encodes 671 amino acids. Gene Ontology annotation, biological process: protein phosphorylation. The transcript has 7 exons. Gene Ontology annotation, molecular function: protein kinase activity; ATP binding. NCBI's taxonomy places the organism in Eukaryota, Viridiplantae, Streptophyta, Magnoliopsida, Lamiales, Lamiaceae.
GUGAGUUAUUUUAUUUUAAUUUAAUUCUGGGGAAUGUUAAACCAGCAAGCAAAGCUAGCUUAGUUGUGGGCAUCCAUGGCCCCCACCUAAAAGAUCUCCUGAAUUUGAUAGAGAGAUUCGUGAAAAUGAAAUUAAGAUUUCUAUUAAAAUAAAUGCACAGCCCGGGGAAUUUAAUGAAGUAAGAAAACCAAUAGAGGAAAGUAGUCAAAAGUCCCAUCCCCCAUUUCUCUUUCCUUCCACUCCCACCAUGUGCUAAACUACGCCCUCCCGUAGCCCAACCUCUUCUUCCAUGGCGCCGAGCUGGCCGCCGCCGCCGCUUCUUCUUGCUCUGCUGCUGGCGGUGCUGGUUCUUCAAUUGGGACUUUCUCUCACAUUGGCUGCUCCUGAUUGCCCCUUGGAUUUAAGCCGGUCUAAUUUCACACUAGCCGCCUCCCUGUGCUCCAAUCCGGCAGAGAGAGGGAGGUGUUGUCGCUACAUCAAUGCCAUGGUAGCUAUCUCCGUCUCCCAAUAUGCAAACACGACGAGUGAAUUGGGGGUGGCUUCAAAUAUGUCCGAUAGCUGCAUUCACGCCAUAUCUAGAACAUUUGAGCUCUACGGGGUAACAAAGAAUGCAACGGUUUUCUGUGGGUUUGGCCCGAAGAUACAUGUAAACUACGAGUGCCAAGGCCGAUCAACUGUCACACAGAUGCUUCAAUCUCCAAAGUUCAAUGAUGUCACUGAGAAUUGCAGAGUGCCUCUCUCGGAGAAUAAAGCUUGCCGGAGGUGCUUGAACUCUGGCAUUCUGUAUCUUCGGAAUCUAUUAGGGCCUACAGAUAAUGUGACAUUGAGCACUUGUAGGGAUGCAACUUUUGCUGCUCUUGCUAGCCAAGUUGGUUAUGUAUCAAGACUCGACUUUGCUGGCUGUUUCUUUGGUGUUCAAGGUCUCAUCACUCCUUCAGGGUCUGCCCCUCCUGUACCCCCGCCCGAGACAUCUCCUCGUUCACCUGAUGCUGCUAGUCCAACUCAGCUUUCACUGAACACAUCUCUGAAGGGGAAUCAUCAUCCUUACCGGCUACCGUUGGUUCUAAGCAUUGGCAUAGCAGUUAUAGCACUUGCUUCGAUCAUUCUUGCAGUAUUGGCUGUCCUGAUCCGCAGGAAAAGCCGAGAGCUGGAGGAUAGUGAUGCAAAUGACGAUAUGCCCCCAAAAGCUGUUGCUCUUUCUGCAAGAAAAUUUCAGGAUGGUCCGUCGGGUAUGUUCAGGAAAUAUAGUUACAGAGAGACGAAGAAAGCCACGAAUAACUUCAACACUGUCAUUGGACAAGGAGGGUUCGGAAUUGUUUACAAAGCAGAGUUUCCGGGUGGUUUAGUCGCAGCAGUGAAGCGGAUGAGCAAAGUGUCGGAGCAGGCAGAAGGCGACUUUUGCAGAGAACUAGAGCUCCUUGCUCGACUACACCAUCGCCAUCUUGUUGCUUUGAGAGGCUUCUGCAUAGAAAGGCACGAAAGGUUUCUGAUGUAUGAAUUCAUGGCAAACGGAAGCUUAAAGGAUCAUCUCCAUGCACAAGGUAGAACCCCCCUAAGCUGGCAGGCGAGAAUUCAGAUCGCCAUCGACGUGGCAAAUGCACUGGAGUACCUCCAUUUUUAUUGUGACCCUCCAUUGUGCCAUAGAGAUGUAAAGUCGAGCAAUAUAUUACUAGAUGAGAACUUUGUGGCCAAGCUUGCUGAUUUCGGCCUCGCACACGCUUCGAAAAACGGCUCGAUUUUCUUUGAACCCGUAAACACCGACAUACGAGGGACACCGGGUUAUUUGGACCCCGAAUACGUAAUAACGCAAGAGCUAACAGAGAAGAGCGAUGUGUACAGUUACGGCAUCGUCUUACUGGAGCUGAUCACGGGAAGGCGAACGAUACAAGACAACAAGAACAUCAUUGAGUGGGCGCAGGCCAUUUUGGAGUCAGAGUCGAGGAUGGACGAGCUCGUGGAUCCAUAUCUGGGCGAUACCUACGACUUCGAUCAGCUUCAGACAGCCAUUGCAAUCGUGCGGUGGUGCACGCAGAGAGAGGGCCGGGGGAGGCCUUCGAUUAAGCAGGUUCUGAGGCUUCUGUACGAGAGCUCGGACCCUAUGCACAGCGGAUUCGUUGAAGCUGUCGAGGAUGAAGAGGGCGAGGGAACGGAGAACCGGGGAAGGAAGAGCAGAGGGAAGCAUGUUUUUUUCAGUGGAGAUAGGAAUCUUGCUUCUUCCUCGAGCACGUCGAGAUCGUACUGCAGCAGGAGCUUCUUGCUGGAGAUGGGCUCCCCGCAGUCGCCUAGCAAUAUGCCGUCCAUCUAAGGAGACGAGUUAGCCUCGUACACGAAGCUCGCGGCUCCGUGACACAGAAGAGAAUGCUAUUUAUGGGAAGUCUCUUGUCUAGAAGAAGAAGGUUUGAGACUCGGAAGGAACAUAAAUCAGCAAAUAUAAAAAUCUAGUUUUUUGGGGAACAUUUCACAAGUAUUAUCAUUGAUUGAUCUUUCUUUUGUAUUUGGUUGUGAUAGGAAAAGUAAAUAGGGUUUUUGGCAAACAAAAAUUUACAUUCAUGUUUGAGGUGAUCUCGUUGCUUUCUGCA